Molecule: messenger RNA, 962 nt
Organism: Paramecium sonneborni
Lineage: Eukaryota; Ciliophora; Oligohymenophorea; Peniculida; Parameciidae
Source: the annotation of a GenBank genome assembly
GAAACAAAUAAAUAAAUUAAAUAAUAAAAAAUGCAACCUCCUGGAGAAGUAUUCAUUUAUUUCAUCUCUAGUAACCAUAAGAAGAAGGUGAAUAAAAGCCAAAAGAAGAAUAGUAGCAACCCCAAAAGUAAGAAAAGCCUCCUGCCAAGAAUUAUUUAGACUUAUCUAAUAAGCCUAUUCCACCUAAUUCCACAGUGAUCCACUUUGAAGUUUGUAUAAAUUGUUAAAAAUCACAUUCAUUUUGUACAUAACAUGAUGAAUUACGAUAUGCUAAAUUAUAUCAUGAUUUUAAGGAAGGUAACUUUUGUUAAUAUAAAAUUAUCUAGCUGUUGAAGCUGCAAUUCCAAAUUCAUUUUGUGUUGUUAAUUUUUCAACUAAUAAACCAUCCAUUGGAGCAUUUGAAAUUACUCAUUAAAGUAAUACAUUUAUAUCUAAAAAGAUAAAAUAAUUUACUCUAAAAAAAAUUCAGGUUUGUUUCCUGCUGUUGCUCCAACAGUUGAUAGAAUUAAAAGAUUUCUUGAUGAUCUAUAAAAUGGAAAAGAUGUUAAAGGCUAUGCAACAACUAAAGAAAAGAAAUAAGAGAAACCUAUAGAAAAGAAAUCAAAACCAACUUUUUAAGCAUACAUCAAAAUGAAAGAAGAAGAAUUUGCUAGAUAAGAAGCUAUUAGAGAAGAAAAUGAGAGAAAGAGAAAAGAAUAAGAAGAAAAAGAAGAAAAAGAAAGAUAAGAAAGAGAAAGAAUAGAAGCAGAAAAUAAGAAAAAAGCAGAAGAAGAAGCUGCUAAGAAAGCUGAAGAGGAAAAAUUGAAAAAAGAAGAGGAAGAUAAAAUUAAAGCUGAAGAAGCUGCUAAGAAAGCUGAGGAAGCUAAAAAUAAUCCUUAAAAUUAGGAAGGUGAAAAACCUAAUGAAUAACCUCAAGGUGAGAAACCAGCCUAAUGAAUUAUUAAAAAAUAGAUAAAUAAGCA